Molecule: messenger RNA, 6280 nt
Organism: Carassius gibelio (silver crucian carp)
Lineage: Eukaryota; Metazoa; Chordata; Actinopteri; Cypriniformes; Cyprinidae
Product: fibroblast growth factor receptor substrate 2-like
Exons: 8
Coding region: 284-2167 (627 amino acids)
Biological process (GO): cell surface receptor protein tyrosine kinase signaling pathway
Cellular component (GO): cytoplasm
Source: RefSeq, a predicted model, not a curated record
UUAGUCUCACUACUAGAACAAGCAUCAAAAACGACCAGCACGCCGACCGCCAAGUCCGAUGGUGUAGCAUCCGCCGUGGACUGCUGUUCGCAUCCUUCAUCUGUCUCGUCUCGUAUUGCAAUCACUGCCAAACAUGAGAAAUGAACCAUUUGUGCACUGGGACUGGAUGCUCUUACCGGCACACCCCACUUCCGCCAUGACACCCAGCAGAGGAUUCUGGGAUUGACGCAAGCAUCACUCCCACUGAUGGCCUGGACCAGGUUUCAGCUGGCCUGCUGAAGCUAUGGGGAGCUGCUGGAGCUGUCUAUACAGAGAUACUAUCCGAGACAACCAUCUCAACAAAUUUAAGGUGACUAAUGUGGACGAUGAGGGAAAUGAGUUGGGCUCAGGAACCAUGGAGCUCACACAGACAGAGCUCAUUCUGCACACACGCAAACGGGAUGCCAUCCGGUGGCCAUACCUGUGUCUGCGCCGAUACGGUUACGAUUCCAACCUCUUCUCUUUCGAGAGUGGCCGUCGUUGUCAGACAGGACAAGGGAUCUUUGCAUUCAAGUGCUCUCGUGCAGAAGAGAUCUUCAACCUGCUGCAGGAGUUGAUGCAGUGUAACAGCAUCAAUGUAGUGGAGGAGCCCAUGCUCAUGACCCGGCCCGGGCAUGCGCCAGAGAUGGACAUGCCUCGAACUCCACAGACACCCAACACCCCUGGAUUCCCAAUGCAGGGUUUUCCUAAUGGAUACCCAGGAUACCCAAUCAGUGCAGACUCAUCGCAGCCCUCUCUCCCCAACGACCACAGACUCAGCCUCAUGGGACUGGAUGACCAAACCCAUACGUAUGUGAAUACAGUGGGCAUGGAAACUGACCUCUCAAGCCGCCACUGUGUCCACUCCCUGCCUGAAGUACGGCCCACCACCUACCCAGAAACCUCAACUAGCACCACCAUACGUGGGGGCCCAGUCCCAGGCCAGCCCAGCAUGCACUGCUGCCCCCUGGACGACCCUCACAAAGACCCUCAGGUCUUCCUCCAGCCUGGAGCCCAGGAGGUGAAGUUCAUGUUGGGUCCGACCCCAGCACAGCGCCACCUUAUGGAAAGAGACAGAGACCGCCACGUCACUCACCCGCUUCGAGCGGCAGAUGGCAGCUCCGAAACAGAAGGAGAGGAGACUCCGUCUGUACACAUGUGCAACACACACUCUUACCACCAUUGCCAUCAUCUAAUGCACCGACACUCUAGCAUGGAGCCUUGCCCAGAAAGUCAGCUGACGUACGAGAAUAUCAACGGACUCCGAGGAGCACGUAGGCAAAGGCUGAGUCCGAGCACUGUGUCUCAAUCUCAGUCUUUGGGCUCCAGUAGCAGUAGCAGCACCACCGGUGAUUCCCGCACACACACGCAUCCGCACUCCCUGCCGCUCACACACACGCACCCUUCCUCACUGCCUCCGCAGGGAUACGGCUGUGACCGGGGAAUGGGGGUCAGUGGUCAUCGGCGCACAGCGUUGCUCAACUAUGAGAACCUUCCAUCGCUCCCCCCGGUUUGGGAAUACCGUGCGCUUCAGCGUGAGGAAGAAGAGGAUCAGGAUGAAGACGAGGAUGAGGACGAGUAUGAAGAGGAAGAGGAAGAAGAAUAUGAUGAGCAUGAAUAUUCUGAAGGGCCCGCAACCCCAAACGGAUACCAUCAGGAGAGUGGCGGCAGCGCUGGGAUUCAUCGUGAUGCCCUGCAGAACUAUGUCAACACUGAACAGCUCCAGCCUCCGACACGUCUCCGUCACGCUUGCCCUCCGCACCCUCACCCGCCUGAGAGGCCCAACCGGGUUUUCAACUUCGAUUUCAGACGUCAGCGAGCAGGACGUGGCAGCACCACCUGCGAGCAGCACAGCCGUCACCCGCCUCCUCCUCCCUCUCGCCAGCUCAACUACAUCCAGGUGGAGCUGGAGGCUGAGCCCUCCGGUUGCUCGGGACAUGGAGGCGGGGCUCCGGUACCAAAGAGACCUCCUCCCCUCAGACGUGGGAUGGCUGCCGCCGCAGCCGCCCCAUCCUCCCGCCGUGGAGAAUGCUACGCCGUGAUUGACCUGAAGAAGACAGCAGCCAUGUCCAACCUACAGAAGGCUCUCCCUCGGGAUGACGGCACCUCACGGAAGACACGGCACAACAGUACCGACUUGCCUCUGUGAGAGUGAAAUAGAGAGUUACAGGUAUGACAGGAAUAAAAAUGAGGGGAAAUGUUCAGGAAAGAGAAAGUUUUGGUGGUAUUUUCCUCCCACCAUUAUAGUGAAGCCUCUAUUUUCUCAUUUUCUACACUCAUACCAACUGCUGCUUGAUGAAAUAGUAACUCCAUUGAGCCAAACACUGAGCAUUUUAUCUAUUUAUUUUCUCACAUUCUGCGUGGGAAGGUUGUGAAUGGUAGUUAACUACUUAUCACCGUGGUUUUGGGUUGCUGUUUGGGCUUUGGGCCAAAGAAAUGGGUUCAGAAAAAAAUACUUCAUUCAGGAAACAAUGUGCAGUGUUUCUAAGUGUCUUAAGUUUUGUUUUUUAUAUUUGUCAUUUAUCGUUUUUUGAUUUAAAGGGAUAGUUCACCCCCAAAAAACCCAAAAGACUGCAGCCUGCUAGAUAACUACAAUAUCACAUAUAUUUUGAGUGAUAUUAAUAUGAAUAGAUGAUUUUUAGGGGAACUUUUUCUUUACUUUUCAGUAAGGCAGCACAGUAUUUUGACACUUGAGCAGAACAGACUUGAAACCACCAUAAGUGUUUUAUUACCACAUGUAAGAUCAUUUCAUAAUUAUCGAAUAGAUCUAGUUUCUUCUGUAACUAACUGAAGACAAGAUCUUCAUCGUGAUAAAGAUACUCCAGCAGUCUCUCUCAUUGUCUAUUUCAGUUCCCAUAUGUAGCUAAGUGGAGGCCACAACGAGGAUGAAGAGCGCUAAUUGUUCAGUAUUUAAUAGCCUCUUGAUUCUCCGAUCCUCAGGAAUUGAUUCGAUCAAUUCAGUUUGCACUUAUAGUUCUCAAAUUGUAACUGAGGCCUCCCGUUAUUUCCUAAUUUCCCACUAAGUUAUGGCAAAUGAAAGUUUACACAAUUAAAAGUAGUUAUCCAGAAUAUGAUCCAUUAUAUCUCUCUGGGUUUGUGGUGGUUUUGAAAUGGAGAAUUCGUUGUUUUCAAGCGCUAAGUUUGGAGUGCUAAAAUCCAGCUCUUAGCACCAUUAUUAGUCUUUUUUUUUUUAGAACACGGUCAGAUAUUAUUUUUCAUGUUCCCAGAAAUGGAAAGGAAAGAGCAAUUUAAAGUGGAUAUGUGCAUUGAAAGAUAAGUAAAUCAAUAUUUUCAAGUAAAAAAGAAAACAAAAAAUAGUAAAAUUAGUUAAAUAAAGUAAGAUACAAUAAAAAAACUGCUAUUCUCACAUCCCCAGUGACAAUAUACCUGAGAGUGAUGAUUCUCUGUGAAUUUGAGAGUGUAUUUAUGUACAUCUAUGUUUUGUAAAGCUACGUAAAGCACCAUAUGCAUAUUCAGAAGUAAGAAUGUUAAUUAUUUUUUAUAUCUUAAAAAAAUAUGCCAGGAAUCACGAGGCAAAACAUAUUUAUUUAAUUUAGAAUUAUUUCUCUAUCUAGCUGUAUGUUCGUUUAUUUAUGAAUUAAUUUAUGGUUUUGUAUUUGAAUUAUUCGUAAAGUAGACCUGUUGUUAGAUUAGUCGUUUUAGAGAUACCAAAGGUGGGAUGGGAAACCACAGAAUCUACCUUGGUAUUAUUUAAUGUCUUUUUUAAACUGCAGUUUCAUGUUGAAUAAUAACUGUAUUUGAACAUAUUGUGCCAAAAAUAUAAUGAUAUCACUGAACUAUGUGCCAUUGGUAAAUGUUGAAUUUUAGGGCUAACAAUCAGCAACAUGUAAAACAUAAAUGCAGCUGUUCUUUACAAUUACAUCAUGAUCAGUUCAGGGCUUGAUAAUAUUUUGUCUACAAGUAUACUUAAAAGACUUGUCAGUGUAUUCCCAAUGAAAUCCCAUUGUGUCUAUCCUAAAUAGUAGUAGGUGAUAUUUUAUAGUCUUUAACAUUACUGCUGUUUUUCAUUGGAAUUUCAUAAAUCAGCUAUUUUUAUAACACAGUUGGUGUUCUAAAAUAGUUACACAUCUUUAGUUUUUUUUUAAUUUUAGCAUUUGCUUUCUUAUGGUUGUUAAUUCAGCCCUAAAAUGAAUUGAUCUCUCACCGCCGAUACUGAUGUAGCUAUACAAAUCUGAAGUUAUGAAAAUUUUGCUAGGGACCUCGAAGAGCAGAGGUUUUUAUCUUACAUGCUGGGCGUGGUAGACACAGUUUUCAAAAUUUUACUGGCAGCCAUAUUGUUCUGAGUGCAGGGCUUUGUGGGCCUUACUUAUUGUACUCCUAUUUUUAGGCAAAAAGCUGAUCAUAACUGAUAACUUAGAAAUAUCUAAUGUUGCACUUACCGUUUUAAUUCCAUUGGAAACUAACGGCAUCACAGUAGAUUUAGAUGUUUUACCAGAAGCCAUAACUGAAAGAAAAUAUUUUAAGGGUCAGGUACUGGAAAAUGUUCAGCGUAAUAAAUGUGAUUUAUUUAUUUUUGAUCACCAAAAUAUUCAAAUUUAAAGAUAAAAGUGAAAAUAAAUGACUAUAAUAGAUUAUAUGCUACAUUCUUUUAAUUUUGAGAGACUUGCAGCUCAAUACAAUAUUGCUGCCAAAUAGUAAUUCCAAAUCAAAUCAACAUAUUACACUCACAAUAUUGUACAUUAAGAAUGCGAUGAUGAACUAUUUGGACACUUUUAGACACUUUUCAGAGGAUCGAUCUAGUUUUUAACAUCUAUAUUUUGGUAUUGUGGUAUGAUAAACAUUUUGCAAUAACAGCUAAUGGAGUCAUAUCCGAAUUAGUUUGAGUUGUUCACGAACAUGUUCUGUGAUACAAGUCACAGUUGUGUGUGCAUUCAGAAAGGACUGGAUCAGCAGUGGCUUUACUGCCUUUCUCAGGCCUCAUCUUGAUAAACAUGCGCUUUGUGUGUAUUUAAACCAGGCUUAAGGAAAUAAAACAAAUCUAGUCAUCUUGUCUGUAGGUGUGGGAUCAUUGUGCCAUAAGUGAUUUUUCGCCACUCUUUUAAAAUAAGGUGUAACUAUAGUGGAAAUUUAAAGGUAAAGUAGCACAUACUAACUAGAAUCCUGUGUUGACUUUGAUUGCGUGGGGCCACUUUGGAGUGUAAAUGCUUGUUUUGUUGGUUUGUUUAUUUGGUUUAUGUUUUUAUACCUUCCACACACCUCAUUCAUUUCAUUCAUUAUCAGCCCUUGAGUUACGCAUUAGACCAAGGUUAAAUGCACUGAAAUUGUAAUGAGGUGAGCAAUCAUCUGGAAGUACUGUAAGUCCCUAUGUGAAAUCAUGAUUUUGCUAAAUUUCCAAGAUGUAUAAUGACUGAAUGUGCUUAUUGCCAUAAAUGGGAAAUAUUUUAAACCUUUCAGUUUUUUUGUUUCUAUAAAAACCAACAUUGAACCUCUCAUCGAAUGAUUUUAAUUCGGUUUCUCAUCUAAACGUGGGAUGGUAUUCCACUUGAAGAGGGUUUCGCAGUGACCUUAUCGAAUGACCUGUCCUAUUGGCGGUAGAUUUACAUUGUCAUAAUAAAGCUUAGGCGAAGCUCAAUGACUGUGAUGUACUGUACAUUAAUGUGAAUGUGUCUCAAAUGUGUCAGAGUUAAAGAGAGAGAACGAGAGCUGCCCGUGCAUGGACUCUUUACCGGAGACUGCAUUUCUGAAGCUCCUCAAACCGUCUCGCUCUCAAACUGUCUUACACUCUGUAUGAAUGUAACACACAGAGAUGAACUUGUAAAAUGCUCAGAUGAGGUGAUUUACACUCAACGUUUCUAUCCUCCCCGAUGAAAAGAUGUGUUAAUGUUAAUGUUUUGUCUCAAGAAUUCCGAUUUCGAUUCGAUUUUUUGAUUGUUUCUUUAUAUACAGUAUUUACAUUUUCUUGUAUGUAAUUCUGUGUAUGUACAUAACAUAUAUGGGUAUGCAGUUGCAGUCAGCUUCUCCUGUGUUUGUUUGUGUUAGCGCAACAGACACUACUUUUGCCACAGCCAUUUGUAGAAAGAGCAAUGCCUUGACAGUCAUUCAAUUAGAUGGACAUUGCAGUCUCUAUAAACAGAUUGGAGAUCUCCUAUAUUCUGUUGAUGUUGCAGUCUCAACCCCUCCAUUCUUACAAUGCAAAGCAGGCAUGCCCCAUGUUGAAUGUUAUUUUCAGUCAAAUAAACUUUUGAAGAGAAAGGCUUGUAUAAUAAAAAUGAAUGUGAUUAAAUGUAAUGUCAACAUUAAA